Messenger RNA from Scutellospora calospora, 950 nucleotides. Lineage: Eukaryota; Fungi; Glomeromycota; Glomeromycetes; Diversisporales; Gigasporaceae. The record is from the annotation of a GenBank genome assembly.
ACAAAGAAUCUAUUUCAGUUUCUAGUUCUGAAAUAGCUAGCAGCAAACAGCAAAAAGCAUCCAGUAGACCUUUUAAUCCUGUUUGGGAACAUUUCAAUCAGAUAGAAAAAAAAAAGAGUGGGCAUUAUUCAGCUAGUUGCAAAUAUUGUCCAGAAAAGUGGCAGCGUGCAAACACAGCAACUCUUAAAUUUCAUAUUGCACAUAAUUGCCCUAAUGCUCCACUAGAAGCUCAACUUUUUUAUUUUAAGGAAUUGACUAAAGAUGAUGAGAAUCAAAAUGCAAAUAAGAAACGAACAAUUGAUUCAAAAAAUAAAGGAAAUAUCCUUAAAUUUGUUGAAAAUCAAGAACUACCUUCAAAAAGACAAGAUCAUUUAGAAGAUGGCAUGUGUUGUGCAUUUGUUUGUGCGGGUAUUUCAUUUAACAUUACUGAAAAUGAAAUAUUUCGUGCGUGGCUUCAGGACCUUAGACCAGCAACAUUAGUUGCACAAUUUUUUAGAUCAUGUCAUAUUGCUAAUUCGGCACUUGAAAAGGAAAUUCAAAUAAAUAAUAUUGAAGGUGGAGGCAUUAAACGAUAUGUAGCUACUCGUUGGUCAAGCUAUUAUGAUACGCUUUAUUCAAUACUACGUUUAAAAGUAGCAUUUAUUCGAGUAAAAGAAAUUUCUUAUAUUGAUCGUGAACUUACUUUAGAAGAUGUAUUAAUCGUAGCAAAUGAAAUUGAAGAAUUAGAUGCCGAUAAUUAUGAAGAAGAUUAUGUUGAAGAUAGUGAAGUAGAAUUUGAAUCACUUGAUGAGAUUCUGAGUUUGGAAGAGAAGUUUGAUUUAAAUCAUGAAAUUUUUGGAGGAAAUAGUGAAAGCAAUAAUGUUAGUUUGAGAUCGAGUUCUGAGAAUAUAGUUGAAGAACCAAAUUAUAAUUACGAUGUAAAUAAUUUAGUUGAUGAAAUUUUUACUUGA